This is a messenger RNA of Penaeus monodon (black tiger shrimp), 3685 nucleotides long. RefSeq names its product single-stranded DNA-binding protein 3-like (gene Ssdp). The record is from RefSeq and is a predicted model, not a curated record. Gene Ontology annotation, biological process: positive regulation of transcription by RNA polymerase II. Gene Ontology annotation, cellular component: nucleus. Lineage: Eukaryota; Metazoa; Arthropoda; Malacostraca; Decapoda; Penaeidae. Gene Ontology annotation, molecular function: protein binding; single-stranded DNA binding.
UACAGUACAGUGUUCAACAUGUACGCUAAGGGGAAGGGUUCGUCCGUCCCUUCCGAUGCACAGGCCAGGGAAAAAUUGGCGUUAUAUGUGUACGAAUACCUACUACACGUUGGUGCCCAGAAAGCAGCACAGACUUUCCUAUCAGAAAGCGCUGGACUAAAUAUAAGAUGGGAGAAAAAUAUAACGUUAGGGGAGCCUCCGGGGUUUUUACAUUCGUGGUGGUGUGUGUUUUGGGACCUGUAUUGCGCGGCACCCGAGCGGCGGGACACCUGCGAACAUUCGAGUGAGGCGAAGGCUUUCCAUGACUACAAUGCCGGACCAGCACCAUCCCCCAUAGGACAGAUGCCUCCCAGCGACGGCAUGGGUCCAGGGGGUCCCAUGCCCCCAGGGUUCUUCCCGACGCCGGGUAUGAGACCAUCCCCAGGCCCAAACCCCCCCUCCCAGGCCUCCCCCCAUCCCCCUGGGGGUCCGGGGGGUCCAGGAGGGCCGGGGGGGAGCCCCAUGCACAUGAACCCACAGCCCUUCAUGUCUCCAAGGUACCCAGGAGGGCCACGGCCAGGAGUUAGGAUGCCACAGAUGCCCAAUGACUUCAACGGGCCUCCAGGACAGCCAAUCAUGCCGAACAGCAUGGACCCCACACGCCAAGGAGAUGGAGACUUUGUUGGGUGGCAAGGUAGGAACUCGCCUGGCAAGUUCCCUCUCCACCAAUCAGAUCUUGGAUUGAUCCAUCUCCAUCACUCAGAGCUCAGGAGUCCUCCCGGGAUGAACCCAAGGAUGGCUGGACCUCGAGGCCCAGCCAUGGGUCCAGGCAUGGCUCCCAUGGGUCCAGGAGGCUAUGGACCAGGCAUGAGGGGACCUCCACCUAGCAGUAUGGGUCCAGGAGGGCCAGGAGGGCCAGGACCUGGGGGCCCAGGCCCAGGCAUGCCACCUAUGAGCAUGGGUGGACCUGGGCCUAGACAACCAUGGACACCUAACACAUCAACUCCAAUGAGUUACUCUUCGUCCUCACCAGGAACUUAUGGUGGAAUGAUGGGUCCACCAGGCUCUGCAGGUCCCCCUGGUCCCGGUACUCCAAUCAUGCCGAGCCCUCAAGGGUCGAGUGGAGCUUUCUCUCCCGCCCGUCUGCCCCCCACCCCGCGGCCAGACACAUCAAACAGUGGAGCCGAUGGGAUGUUCCCCAUGAUGAAACCUGUACCUGGGCAAGGAAUGCCAGGGGACUUCCCCUUGGGAGGUGGCCCUGAUGGACCCAUGCCAGGUCCUAUAGGCCCUAACACUAUGGGUCCUGUUAUGAAUGGUGAUGGUUUGGAUGGUAUGAAGAACUCUCCUGCUAAUGGUCCUGGCACGCCGCGGGAUGAUGGGGGUGGCAUGGGGGACUACAACUUGGCAGGCUUCGGGGGCCCUCCAGACAGUGACCAAAAUGAGUCAGCUGCCAUAUUAAAGAUCAAGGAGAGUAUGCAAGAAGAAGCAAAACGAUUUGAAAAGGACGUUCCACCAGAUCAUCCAGACUACUUUAUGCCGUGACGUGACCCCCUCCCAUCCCCACUUUACCCUAUGAACUAGCUCUCUCGGCUCCCUACAGAACCUGUGACAUGGCAAUGGGGUUGACCUCCCCCUCCUCCCCAGCUGCUGAGGAUGUGUCAAAGCUUGGUAAAGAGGGCUAAGUGUGAGUGCAGAAACGUGGCAACGGUGUCUGCACAUUGACAGUUUGCCACACUAAAGGUGAUGUGAUUCUGUGUGCGGUGGAGUGACGAUGGGACAAUGGGUCCUCACAAACUCUUGAGGAACUGGCAUCUCAGCCCUCAACACAGUUCUCAUCAAGUGAAUCAAAACGCAGAACUCCAGUGAUGGAGUGCUAUCCUACAGUGGAGUUUGAUAUAAUGUGAUUAGAAACACUAGUGAUUUACCUUACAAAGUCUGGAAAGGCAGGAUAAGCACUAUAAGGAAAUGACUUCAUGUAUGACUUCUUGCAUAAACUAUUUAAAAGAGAAGUGAAAAGAUGGCUCUGAUUUCUGCUGUUUGAUGAUAAGUCUGUUGUGUCAUUCAUUGUGCUUUCUAUGUGAAUCUUGUAGGAAACAAAAUUACUAUUAAUAUUAUUUAAUAUGUUUUCUCAAUUUCGCUCAUUUAAAACCCAAGAACCAUAACCUGAGCAGCAGAGUCAGGAGACUCGGGCAGCCGAGGGUAGGAUGGAGAUGUAGAUAUUUUCAUAGACCGUCAUUGCUCACGGGUGGUGUCCGGACGCCUCAACCGGUCAACCAGCGCUGCCCCGUCUCCUGGCUGGACCCUUGUAGGAGUGCCACAGUCUUCUCUGAGAGAACCCCAGUCCCAGGCACCAGCAGUCCCCCCUCACUACCACCAACAUCGCCCUCGGACGUGCUCCUGGGAUGGCCCGGGACGUGCCCCUUCCGACCCCAGGGUGAGGGCCCAGAGUCAGCUGGUUCCCCACUCAUACAGGGCUCGGCACUCAUGUACAAAUCCCCCAGCCUGGGACCUUUGGGACCUUGGCACGUGAUCUGCCCUCCACAUGUGCAAAAGACAGCAAUGUCUGUUCUCACUAGUAUUACUCAGACUGUUCUGGCCUCAGGCCCAACUCAUGUAAUAUCAGAUGGGAAGUCUUUUAUUCAGACUACUUUGUGUUAGCUUACCUACUGGACUGGAAGUCAUGACCUGUCUCUAUUCUGUACAGAUCUAUCCAAGUGUCGUAGAUGUAGGAAUAAUUUAUUAUUUGUCAUGUCCAAAUCUAUCUCUUUAUCUUUCUUCUAGACUCCCUAUGUUAAACCGUUUUAACCACAAUGGCCACCUCACCCCCUCUGUCCAUGAUCCCACACCACCACUAUUACCUAUUUCACCACCACCACCUCCACCACUAUCACCAUGAACACCAAAACCACCACCUUGGGCCUUGCAGUGAGAAUUACUUUACUGCUGCCCACUCAACCAGCGCCAAAUGUAAAUCACUGAAGUUCGCCAGGGAUGCACUACCAUCACCAGAUCGACCACCACCUGGGGUGUUGAUGUCCUACACCAUAUACUUAUAUUUAGAAUCAUCCUGACUAUAAUUGUAUCUUCACCAAAUCUCUGCUAUUCUGAGAGAAUUUAUAACUCAAUGAGUGUGAUACAGUGACCUGCUGUUAAUUUAUUGAAUACUUGAUUCUAAUUUCAUCUCACAAUACCUAGAUAGCCACAAAACACUUCAUAACCAAGUUGACCUCUAUAUAGGUUGGCUUCUCAUAUCCUUGGUUGACCUCUCAUUAUUAAGGUUAACUUCUCAUAAUACAGGUUUACCUCAUUAUGCAGGGUAACCUCUCAUAAACUAGGUUGACCUUCUUAGUAAAAAAAAUAAAAAAUAAAAAAAAAAUAAUCAUGGCUUAGGUUAAAUCACCAUUUCAUCAGUAACAAAGGGACACAUGACCUGAUUGAUAUACUGGCCAUGACCCUGGGUGUAUGUCGCUCUGGUGGUGCGACCGUGGCCUGGCUCAUCUGCUGGGCCUUGCUUGGCCUAGCUUGUCUGCUGGGCCUAGCCUUUUUGCUAGGUCUAGCCUGUUUGCUAGGCUUGGCUCAUCUGCUGGGCUCAGCGUGUUUACUGAGCCUGGCUUGUCUGUUCUGACCAAGAUCCCCUGUACAGUAGAACAUAGCAGAUAUAUUAUGUGUAGCAAUUUUCAAUAAAAUGGCUAAGGCAAUAAGAGAA